AUGGCCAACCGACCAUAUCUAGAUCGUUACAGGGCCACGACUGACCCCCUCGAAACCAAAUCCCCAAUCACAACUACCCAACCAGAAGAUACCACAUCCCAAACACCCUGGUACAACCCACGAGGCUGGUCCCUAUGCACGAAACUCAUCGUCAGCGCAACAGCCAUAGUAAUCAUACUAGCUGCAAUCCUGAUCCCGGUCGAAAUAAUCCAAAACAAAUACCCAAACUACACACCCAUCAACUACACCCUCGCAGACACAUACUCCGGCCGAAACUUCUUUGACCAAUUCACCUAUUUCACAGACGAAGAUCCAACAAAGGGUUUCGUCGUCUACGUCAACAAAUCAACAGCAAGACAUCUAAACCUCACUUAUGCAACUGAAACAUCGGCAAUCCUGCGCGUCGAUGCAUCAACACCAAACGCCCGUUCCGGUCGGAACUCUGUCCGCAUCGAGUCGAGAAAUACAUAUGACUCAGGUCUUUUCAUCUUCGAUAUUAUUCAUACGCCCUUUGGUUGCGCCACAUGGCCUGCUUUGUGGUUAACGGAUGGUUACAACUGGCCGAUGAAUGGGGAGAUCGAUGUGCUGGAAACUACCAAUCUUGGAAGUCAUGGGAAUGAAAUCACCCUUCAUACUACCAAGGGGUGUAAAAUGGAUGUCAAGCGGAAACAGACUGGUCAGGCGAUUUUUAAGAAUUGUGAUAAUGUCACGAAUGGGAAUUCCGGGUGUGGUGUUAUUGGCGAUGAAUAUACUUAUGGUGAAGCGAUGAAUAAUCGUGGUGGAGGUGUUUAUGCCCUUGAAUUACGGGAUGCUGGGAUUCGAGCUUGGUUCUUCCCGACUGGAACUGUUCCUACUGAUAUCACGGUGGGAAUGCCCGAUCCGAGUAGUUGGGGGAUUGCGUUGGCGGAUUUCCCAAGUACGAAUUGUGAUAUUGCGGCGCAUUUCAAGAAUCUGAGUAUCAUUGUUAAUAUUGAUCUCUGUGGUGAGCUUGCUGCCCAAAAACAGUUUUAUGAUACUUUGUAUCAUUGUCCGGCGACUUGUUCGGACUUUGUUGCGAGCAGUCCUGGUAGUUUUGUUGAUGCUUAUUGGGAGUUCAAGAGUUUCAAGGUAUAUCGUGCUUGA
This is a messenger RNA of Penicillium concentricum, 1122 nucleotides long. Its product is annotated as glycoside hydrolase family 16 protein. Lineage: Eukaryota; Fungi; Ascomycota; Eurotiomycetes; Eurotiales; Aspergillaceae. Bases 1 to 1122 code for a protein of 373 amino acids. Gene Ontology annotation, molecular function: hydrolase activity, hydrolyzing O-glycosyl compounds. Gene Ontology annotation, biological process: glucan catabolic process. The transcript has a single exon. The record is from RefSeq and is a predicted model, not a curated record.